GACGUGUCCGCGGAUGUCGUCAUCAUUCCAGUGACGCGGCCUGUCUCUGUUGGCAAAAAGAAGAAGGAGAGACGGACGCAGAUCGGAGGAGGAAAACAUUAAAUAAAUCAACAAAUAAACUAUUAAAAAUACUUUAUAAUUACACUAGAGAGCCGCUGAGGGCGUGUGGGACCCGCAGCAGGCGGUUGAAAAGUUAAAAAAAUUAAAUAAAACAGCGAGUUGCGACUACGAGCACUUAAAAAAAAAAAAAAAAUGUUGACCAAAUUUGAAACGAAAUCGGCCCGAGUCAAAGGUCUCAGUUUUCAUCCGAAGCGCCCCUGGAUUCUUGCCAGUCUCCACAAUGGAGUGAUUCAGCUCUGGGACUAUCGCAUGUGCACCCUGAUCGAUAAGUUCGACGAGCAUGACGGACCUGUCAGAGGGAUUGAUUUCCACAAGCAGCAGCCUCUCUUUGUCUCUGGUGGAGACGAUUAUAAAAUCAAGGUGUGGAACUACAAGUUGAGGCGUUGUCUCUUCACUCUGCUGGGACACCUGGAUUACAUCCGCACGACGUUCUUUCACCACGAAUACCCGUGGAUCCUGAGCUCGUCCGAUGACCAGACCAUCCGGAUCUGGAACUGGCAAUCGCGGACCUGCGUUUGUGUGCUGACUGGUCAUAACCACUAUGUGAUGUGCGCUCAGUUUCACCCCUCUGAAGAUCUGGUGGUGUCGGCCAGCCUCGACCAGACUGUACGGGUUUGGGAUAUCUCCGGCUUGCGCAAGAAGAAUCUGUCCCCCGGGGCGGUGGAGACGGAGGUGCGAGGAAUCUCGGGGGUGGAUCUCUUCGGUGCGACAGACGCUGUGGUGAAACACGUCCUGGAGGGUCACGACCGCGGGGUGAACUGGGCAGCGUUCCACCCCACGAUGCCCCUGAUCGUGUCGGGCGCUGACGACCGUCAAGUGAAGAUCUGGAGAAUGAACGAAUCCAAGGCCUGGGAGUUGGACACUUGCCGUGGACAUUACAACAACGUGUCCUGCGCCGUCUUCCACCCGAGACAGGAGCUGAUUCUGUCCAACUCCGAGGACAAGAGCAUCCGGGUGUGGGACAUGUCCAAACGGACGGGGGUCCAGACCUUCCGGCGGGACCACGAUCGUUUCUGGGUGCUCGGGGCGCACCCCAAUCUCAACCUGUUUGCUGCGGGGCACGACAGCGGGAUGCUGGUCUUCAAGCUAGAGCGAGAGCGUCCGGCCUAUUCCGUCCACGGGAACCUGCUGUUCUACGUGAAGGAUCGCUUCCUCCGCCAGCUGGACUUCAACAGCUCCAAGGAUACGGCCGUGAUGCAGCUGCGCAGUGGCUCCAAGUUUCCUGUGUUCAGCAUGUCUUACAACCCUGCUGAGAACGCUGUCCUCCUGUGCACGAGAGCCACCAAUCUGGAGAACAGCACAUAUGAUCUCUACUCGAUUCCCAAGGAAACGGACUCUCAGAAUCCAGACGCUCCUGAAGGAAAGCGUUCCUCCGGUCUCACUGCAGUCUGGGUAGCUCGAAAUCGAUUUGCCGUCCUGGAUCGCAUGCACUCGCUGCUGAUCAAGAACCUGAAGAACGAGAUCGCCAAGAAGGUUCAGGUUCCGAACUGUGAGGAGAUCUUCUACGCUGGGACCGGGAGCCUGCUCCUGAGGGACCCGGAUUCAAUCACCCUCUUCGACGUGCAGCAGAAACGCGCCCUGGCCUCCGUGAAGCUGGCCAAGGUCAAGUACGUGGUGUGGUCGGCCGACAUGAGCCACGUGGCGCUGCUGUCCAAGCACGCUAUUAUGAUCUGCAACAGGAAGCUGGAUUCACUGUGCAGCAUUCACGAGAACAUCCGUGUGAAAAGUGGAGCCUGGACGAGACCGGCGUGUUUAUUUACACCACGAGCAACCACAUCAAAUACGCCCUGACCUCCGGAGACCACGGUAUAAUCCGCACCCUGGACCUCCCGAUCUACGUGACCCGGGUGCGAGGGAACAGCGUGUACUGUCUGGAUCGCGAGUGCCGGCCCCGGGUUCUGACCAUCGACCCCACGGAGUACCGCUUCAAACUGGCUC
Molecule: messenger RNA, 2058 nt
Organism: Acipenser ruthenus (sterlet)
Lineage: Eukaryota; Metazoa; Chordata; Actinopteri; Acipenseriformes; Acipenseridae
Product: coatomer subunit alpha
Exons: 16
Coding region: 253-1911 (552 amino acids)
Biological process (GO): intracellular protein transport; retrograde vesicle-mediated transport, Golgi to endoplasmic reticulum; endoplasmic reticulum to Golgi vesicle-mediated transport
Cellular component (GO): COPI vesicle coat
Molecular function (GO): protein binding; structural molecule activity
Source: RefSeq, a predicted model, not a curated record